Grosmannia clavigera kw1407 is the source of this 1587-nucleotide messenger RNA. Its product is annotated as glutamyl-tRNA b subunit. Lineage: Eukaryota; Fungi; Ascomycota; Sordariomycetes; Ophiostomatales; Ophiostomataceae. Bases 1 to 1587 code for a protein of 528 amino acids. The record is from RefSeq and is a predicted model, not a curated record. The transcript has a single exon. Gene Ontology annotation, molecular function: glutaminyl-tRNA synthase (glutamine-hydrolyzing) activity. Gene Ontology annotation, biological process: glutaminyl-tRNAGln biosynthesis via transamidation; mitochondrial translation.
AUGUUUUCGCCUGCUUUGACGUCGUUCAACGACACCCCGAACUCACACGUCGCCUACUUUGAUUCGUCACUGCCAGGCGCACAGCCGGUCUUCCAGUCCGAGACACUGAUCCCCGCUAUCCGAGCAGCUCUUGCUCUAAACUGCACAAUCCAACCAUCCAGCCGCUUCGAUCGGAAGCACUACUUCCACUGGGACCAGCCCUCGGGAUACCAAAUAACACAAUACUAUGAGCCUUUUGCCAAAAAUGGCCAUAUUAUUUUAUAUGCGCGGGAUGGCAUUGCGCCUGAGGAUGGUGAUCAGAUUCGUAUCGACAUUCAACAAGUGCAGAUGGAGCAAGAUACGGCCAAGACGGUUGCUCAACCUGGCGGCGUUCACUGGCUAGAUUUCAAUCGAGUCGGUGCACCGCUUAUCGAGAUUAUAACAGAGCCACAGAUUCACCAUCCGGCAACGGCAGCCGCGUUAGUGCGGAAGAUUCAGCUGGUCCUUGGCGCCGUAGAUGCGUGCACAGCUGGAAUGGAAGAAGGUGGAUUGCGCGCGGACGUCAACGUGUCUGUGCGGCCUGUUGACAUGGUGGCAUUUGGGAAGCUCGGCACACGUACAGAAAUAAAAAACCUCAACAGCUUCCGGGCGGUUGAAGACGCCGUCAUAGCCGAACGCAACCGACAGAUUCGCGAGCUGGAACUCGGUAACAGUCAUAUGAUCACAAGCGAGACGCGAGGUUGGACGCCCAGCAGCAGUGCGCACGGCAGCGGCCAAACACACAGACUACGCGGCAAAGAGGGCGAGGUGGACUACCGGUAUAUACCGGACCCAGAUCUCGGACCCGUCCUGAUUGACGACAAGCUGGUUGAAUUUCUGCGUCUGACGAGCGGCACGCUACCAGAUGCAGAACUCAAUGACCUUGUGGACUACUAUGGACUGUCAGAAAAGGAUGCCAGAGCACUAAUGCUCCUAGACGGCGGAGGGCGGGUACAGUACUUUUACGACGUCGUCGACGCUUUCGAGCGACGCCUGCCAUUGGGUGGUGAUGCCCUUGGAAAUAACAUAGCCCACCGGCCUUUCAUUGCCAACUGGCUUCUUCACCAAUUGGGACGGCUCACGUCUGAGCGCAACAAUGCUUACGAAGUGGCAGCCAUGAUCAACGACCUCGAGAUGACUCCGGAGGGCCGAUGCCGCUUAGCCGUUAACACUCUGGCCGAUGUUCUGGUGUACCGCUAUGAGGGGCGGAUCACGGCCAACGUUGCUAAAGACCUACUUUUUGCCGCCUUUCGAGGCGACAUUGGCGGCGAUGUGCCCUCUUGUGGUAGCGGACAGCACUACGCCGAUGUGAAGGAAGCGAUCGACCAAGGUAGUCUCUGGUUUGACGAGAUCUCCGUGGAAGAAUACCGAAAAAUUGCCGAACGCGCUCUGGAGGGUGAGGAGAAGACACUGAAGCUGUUUGUAGAACCCAAGCGUUACCCAUACGGAAAGUUACAGUAUCUGGUGGGAAAACUGUUACAGCUGGGGCCCGAGGGGAGGAUGGACCCGCUGCAUGCUGAGAAGGCCUUAAAGUCAGCGGUCGAAGACUAUGUGACAAAAAGAUUUUAA